AUGUCAAAAGGAACUACCAAGCGAGAUCGAAAAGAAAAGUUUAAAAUUCGCGUGGAAUUUCCUGAUUAUACAGGCGAACAAGUCGAAGCAGCAACAGAUAACACUUAUAUGUUGCCUGAUGUCGGUGAAGAAGCAACAAUUAAUUAUGAUGGUAAAGUAGUAACUAUUAAUGUAAAUAUGUUAAAUGACAUACGUAAACUUGGCUUUGGAAAUUAUGGUAGUGUUAUGUUAGCUGAAGUCAAAGAUCAUCCAGAAAUAAAAAUGGCUGUUAAACGGUUAGGUUUGAUACCAAGCACCAAUAAUUUAGCUGAUUAUACAGCUACAACAGAUCUGAAAACAAUUCGUGCAGUAGGUUCAUGUAAUUUUCCACAUGUCAUCAGAUUCUAUGCUGGACUUAUUGAUAAAAGAGAAAGUCAAGUAGUGAUAUGUAUGGAAGCAUGUGAAACAUCAAUGGAAAAAUUUUAUACAACGAUGCAUAAAAUAAAAGAAACAAAACAUCUUGACAUAUUACUGAAACGCAUGAUAAAUCAUAUUGUUGAUGCAUUACAAUUUCUUAAAUCAAAAGGAAUACUUCAUCGAGAUGUUAAACCAUCGAAUAUUUUAGUUAAACAAAAUCCUGUUAUAUUUAAAAUUUGUGAUUUUGGUAUAUCAGGCCAAUUAACUAAUUCAGUUGCACAUACAAUGAUGAAAGGAACACAAGUUUAUUUAGCUCCGGAACGGAUUGAUGCAGCCCAAGCACCUGAAGGUUAUGGUAUACGAUCUGAUAUGUGGGCAUUAGGUCUUUCAACAUUGGAAAUAACUACUGGUCAACAUCCAUUCGCUAAAAUGAAUGCAAUAGGUAUAAUGAGUGCAAUUAUGACAUGGAUACCAGAGCCACCAACAAUUUUAUCAACAGAAUUACAGCAGCUCAUCAUUUGCUUAUUGAGAAUAAAACAAGCAGAGCGACCGGCAACCUAUGAUGAGAUUCAAGCAUCACCAGCGAUGAAGUCAUUACCUGUAGACAUAACAAAUGGAGAAAGUGAAAUGGUCAAAAAUGUUCUGGCAAAUAUUCCCGUUAUACCUGAGGAUUAUUAA
Messenger RNA from Rotaria socialis, 1074 nucleotides. The record is from the annotation of a GenBank genome assembly. Lineage: Eukaryota; Metazoa; Rotifera; Eurotatoria; Philodinida; Philodinidae.